AUAUUGUCAUGUAUGUGGUUGCCAUAAGAACAAAACACAAACUCACAAAAUCCAAACUGCUGCUUCAUUCUUUUGGCCAUAACUCUUGCACCAAAAUAUUUAAUAAGGGCAAAUAAAAGACAUGUUGUCUGCGCAACAAUUACCUUGUAUUCCUCGGACUCAGCUAGGACUGUGUACCAAUGGCCGGUUCCAAAAAGGUGUACCUUUUAUUGUCAGAGCAGAGCAAAUAUCAGCACCUUCAACCUCCCUCCAAGAUAAGGCUGGGAGGCGCCAAAUACUUGCCGCUGGACUAACAAUUGCUCCUUUGGUCCUUUUGUCAUGCCAGAAAUCAACUGCAUUUGCUGCAGAAAAUGCGAAGGGAUAUCUACCAGUCACUGACAAGAAAGAUGGAUACUCGUUUAUUUAUCCCUUUGGAUGGCAGGAAGUUGUUAUUGAAGGACAAGACAAGGUUUACAAAGAUGUUAUCGAGCCCUUAGAAAAUGUCAGUGUUACCGUGUUCCCUACAAACAAAGAGGACAUCCGAGACCUUGGUUCCCCACAAGAGGUUGCUGAAGCUUUGAUUAAAAAGGUUCUUGCUCCCCCUUCACAGAAGACAAAACUACUUACCGCAGCAGAGCAUGAUGUUGAUGGGAAAGCUUAUUACACCUUUGAAUUUGUCGCUCAAGCCCCAAACUUCACUCGGCACGCUCUCAGCACAAUCGUCAUUGGAAAUGGGAAGUUCUAUACUUUAACAACAGGGGCAAACGAGAGAAGGUGGGGCAAAAUGAAGGACAAACUAAACACCGUCAUCGAUUCCUUCAAAAUCUUCAAUGUGUGAAAAGUCAUUCAUUGUUUCAAUUUCCUAGCUAACACUACAGGCUAUCCUAUUUACAUAUAUAGGUGAGCAUUCUCGUACUGAAUGAUCAAAUUAAGGCAGCUAUUUUCUGCAUUUUCGUUAAAUAUCAUAAUACAUCAUUUUUAUAGUGUGAUAAUGUGAAGACGUUUUCAUGUUUUUUGGUGA
Molecule: messenger RNA, 1000 nt
Organism: Erigeron canadensis
Lineage: Eukaryota; Viridiplantae; Streptophyta; Magnoliopsida; Asterales; Asteraceae
Product: psbP-like protein 1, chloroplastic
Exons: 9
Coding region: 122-817 (231 amino acids)
Biological process (GO): photosynthesis
Cellular component (GO): photosystem II oxygen evolving complex; photosystem II; extrinsic component of membrane
Molecular function (GO): calcium ion binding
Source: RefSeq, a predicted model, not a curated record